AUGUUCAGACGCCUCAACACGCUGUCCCUUUCCUCCAAUGGCAUCCCUGCAGCUGGGGUGUCAGCGUGCGAGCUCCUACAGCCAAUAUUGGGCCUUCAGCCUCGACACGAUAUCCCGUCGCUUAUCUCCCGACGUCGAUCUACCCGCCUAUUUUUACCGCCGAUCGACAAUAUGAAGCUGAGAGCCAUGUCGAACCCGCCGACAUCCACGACGUUGACCUAGAUCGUGGCCCUGAUCCGUCCAAGCACGACGUCAUCCUCAUGGAUACCAUGUGUGCCGCAGACCAAGCUGGAGGGGCUCUGGGUGUGUCUACAUCUCGAGCAUCGGAGGUUCUGAGACUAAACAAGCUGUUCAGGUCAGGUCAGGAUAGGCUGCAUUUGUGGGGGCCAUCGUAA
Molecule: messenger RNA, 395 nt
Organism: Tuber aestivum (summer truffle)
Lineage: Eukaryota; Fungi; Ascomycota; Pezizomycetes; Pezizales; Tuberaceae
Source: the annotation of a GenBank genome assembly